GAACGCGGGGUGCAAACGCGUGCCACUCUCCCACUAUAAGUACUGGUCGCGUGUCUGGAAACUCACUCACAACUUAUCUCUCUCCGCUCGAAUCUCUACUGUACUUCAAGCACAGCUACUGCCUACUUCAACCCAAAUAUGAUGAAUGAAGGAAAAUCUCUUGCCGAAGCCCUGCUGUCUGCCAAGGCGGAGGGUCGCCUCACUGUUGGCGUCUAUGAAUGCGCAAAAAUAAUGAACGACGACCCUGAUAACGUGUCUUUCUGCCUUUUGGCCACUGAUGACUUUGAGUGCGACAUCGCUCUCCAGAUCCAUUUUACUCUGAUCCAAGCGUUUUGCUUUGACAACGACAUCAGCAUCGUCAGAGUAAACGACCUGAAACGUCUCAACGCUCUUGUUGGUGCCAAGGGUCAACUUGAGGACGCUCACUGUGUCCUUAUAACGAACCCAGCUGAGGACUCAUGGGAGGAUCCAGCUCUGGAGAAGCUGCACCUGUUCUGUGAAGAAAGUCGCAGCUAUAACGAGUGGGUUCCUGAGAUCACUCUGCCCGAGCGUUGAUCUGGAGCUUUACUCUUCUAUGCUGAGAUGCUGUAAACCUUGAGGAAUACUCAACUCAUCCUUCAAAGCAAGGAUGCUGAUGUUUCCACAUCCCUGGAUGCUCCUGAGGAGGCUGAACCGUCCAGGCAGCGCGAGGCAGGCCCGAGUGGCCCUCGCGGUUCUACGUCGUUCCUCGUCCCGUCCAUGCCAAGAUGAUCCUCAUUCUUUAUGUGAACGAGGUCAGGUAUGCCACGAGAGCGACACAAUGGCCCUCAUUCUUUGUGCGGAUGAGGUUUGGAGAGGAAGGAGAAGCGAGUUUUGCCUCUGUUCCACAGAGCAAAUAUCGCAUGCGUUGGACACGCAGAGGACGCGGCGGUGCGUCGAAGCAACGUUUUUAAAAAUGGACUUUAACAUCUUAGACGUUUUUAAAAAUGUAAUUUCUGCAUAAUAUAACGUACCUUAUUGUCAGCAAUGUGCUUUCCACUUUCCAGAAUUGUCUUAUUCUCUAAAGGUUUCACUUUAGAAACAUUAAUAUGACAUAAAAAAAAGAAAGAAGAAGAAAAAAAACUUAAGAAUCUCUAAAGGUUUAACUUUAGAAAAAUGUGAUUUACAAAAAAAAAAAAAAAUUUAAUUAUGCUGUUAAAUUUGUUUGUAGACAAAGGAAAAUGAAAAAAAAAAUUGUGGAAAUGAUUACAUUUGUCUGAAGAUUUUACUUUAGAUAUUUUGUUUGAGUCAAAAAUGAAUAAAAAUAAAAGACAGUUUUGAAUUAAA
This is a messenger RNA of Cyprinus carpio (common carp), 1305 nucleotides long. RefSeq names its product growth arrest and DNA damage-inducible protein GADD45 gamma. NCBI's taxonomy places the organism in Eukaryota, Metazoa, Chordata, Actinopteri, Cypriniformes, Cyprinidae. Gene Ontology annotation, biological process: regulation of cell cycle. The record is from RefSeq and is a predicted model, not a curated record. Gene Ontology annotation, cellular component: cytoplasm; nucleus.